AUGAUUGCCUCACGGUUAUCCAGAGCUCUUCCACGCUCAUCUCCCAUCUCCCGCAUCUCUCAGAUUCGAGCUCCUCGCUCUUCAAUAAUCUCAAGAUAUGCCUCCACCGACGCGCCCGAAAGCACCGAAAAGGUCAAGGGCCAGGUCAUCGGUAUUGACUUGGGAACAACAAACUCGGCUGUUGCCAUCAUGGAAGGCAAGACGCCCCGUAUAAUAGAGAACUCCGAGGGUACUCGCACAACACCUUCAGUCGUUGCCUUCACCGAGGGUGGCGAACGUCUGGUCGGUGUGUCCGCCAAGCGUCAAGCUGUCGUCAAUCCUGAAAAUACACUCUUUGCAACCAAACGUCUGAUCGGUCGCAAGUUUUCCGACCCUGAAUGCCAAAGAGAUAUCAAGGAAGUCCCAUACAAGAUCGUACAACACACAAAUGGCGACGCCUGGCUAGAAGCCCGUGGCCAGAAAUACUCACCAUCUCAGAUUGGUGGUAUGGUUCUGCAGAAGAUGAAGGAAACUGCUGAGGCCUAUCUCGGCAAGCCUGUCAAGAAUGGUGUCGUUACUGUCCCUGCCUACUUCAACGAUAUGCAGCGACAAGCCACCAAAGACGCUGGUCAAAUUGCUGGCCUAAACGUCCUCCGUGUUGUCAACGAGCCUACCGCAGCUGCGCUUGCCUAUGGUCUGGAGAAGGAAGCCGAUCGUAUCAUCGCUGUCUAUGAUCUUGGUGGUGGUACUUUCGAUAUUUCCAUCCUUGAAAUCCAAAAGGGUGUCUUCGAGGUCAAGUCUACCAACGGUGAUACUCACUUGGGUGGUGAAGAUUUCGAUAUCACUCUUGUCCGACAUCUUGUUCAGCAAUUCAAGAAGGAGUCUGGUAUCGAUCUGUCCAACGACCGCAUGGCCAUCCAACGUAUCCGUGAAGCUGCUGAGAAGGCAAAGAUUGAGUUGUCUUCCUCGCUGCAGACCGAUAUCAACCUGCCCUUCAUCACUGCUGACGCCUCUGGUCCUAAACACAUCAACUCCAAGAUGACACGUGCUCAGCUCGAAACUCUUGUUGAUCCUUUGAUCACCAGAACUAUUGAUCCUGUUCGAAAGGCUCUCAAGGAUGCAAACCUCCAAGCCAAGGAAAUUCAAGAAGUCAUCCUCGUCGGUGGUAUGACCCGUAUGCCCAAGGUUACCGAUUCUGUCAAGAACAUCUUCGGCCGUGAGCCUGCCAAGGCUGUCAAUCCCGAUGAGGCUGUCGCCAUUGGUGCUGCCAUUCAGGGUGCCGUUCUUGCUGGUGAAGUUAUGGACGUUUUACUCCUCGAUGUUACUCCUCUGUCCCUAGGUAUUGAGACCCUCGGUGGUGUUUUCACUCGAUUGAUCAACCGAAACACUACUAUCCCCACCAAGAAAUCACAAAUUUUCUCCACUGCUGCCGAUUUCCAGACUGCUGUCGAGAUCAAGGUCUACCAGGGUGAGCGUGAACUUGUUCGCGACAACAAGCUGCUCGGAAACUUCCAGCUGGUUGGAAUUCCCCCUGCUCACCGUGGCGUUCCUCAAGUCGAGGUUACCUUCGACAUUGAUGCUGAUUCCAUCGUGCAUGUUCAUGCCAAGGACAAGUCAACCAACAAGGAUCAAUCCAUCACCAUUGCUUCAGGAUCCGGUCUAUCUGACAACGAGAUUCAGAACAUGGUCGACGAUGCUGAGAAAUAUGGUGCUCAAGAUAAGGAACGCAAGGCUGCUAUUGAAGCUGCCAACCGUGCCGACAGUGUUCUCAAUGAUACUGAGAAGGCUCUCAAGGAGUUCGAAGACAAGCUUGACAAGACUGAAGCUGACAACAUCAAGGAGAAGAUUGCCACUCUCCGCGAAUAUGUUGCCAAGAACCAAUCUGGCGAAGGUACCGCCACGGCGGAAGAGCUCAAGGCCAAGAUUGAUGAGCUACAGUCCAGUGCUCUGACCCUUUUCGAUAAGAUGCACAAGGCUCGAGAGGAAUCCUCACAGUCACCUCCUCCCGGCGGUGAUGCCGGUGCCCAACAGGGUGGUGAGCAGAAGCCUUGA
Exophiala bonariae is the source of this 2031-nucleotide messenger RNA. RefSeq lists its product as uncharacterized. The transcript is spliced from 2 exons. The coding region runs from base 1 to 2031 and encodes 676 amino acids. Gene Ontology annotation, biological process: protein folding. NCBI's taxonomy places the organism in Eukaryota, Fungi, Ascomycota, Eurotiomycetes, Chaetothyriales, Herpotrichiellaceae. Gene Ontology annotation, cellular component: cytoplasm; mitochondrion. Gene Ontology annotation, molecular function: ATP binding; ATP-dependent protein folding chaperone. The record is from RefSeq and is a predicted model, not a curated record.